Capronia epimyces CBS 606.96 is the source of this 2691-nucleotide messenger RNA. RefSeq names its product minichromosome maintenance protein 3. Gene Ontology annotation, cellular component: MCM complex; nucleus. The record is from RefSeq and is a predicted model, not a curated record. Gene Ontology annotation, biological process: DNA replication; mitotic DNA replication initiation; double-strand break repair via break-induced replication. The transcript is spliced from 2 exons. The coding region runs from base 1 to 2691 and encodes 896 amino acids. Lineage: Eukaryota; Fungi; Ascomycota; Eurotiomycetes; Chaetothyriales; Herpotrichiellaceae. Gene Ontology annotation, molecular function: single-stranded DNA binding; single-stranded DNA helicase activity; ATP binding.
AUGGCGCUCACCAUCACCCAGCUUCGCGAUGAAGCCAUCCGUGACAGGAUCCGACUUGCCACGGAAUUCCUCGACCCGACCGACGCUACAGCUAGAUCGUACCGCGCUGACAUUGUAUUGAUGCUGAACCGUGGCCUGCGUCGACUGGUGGUCAGCAUUGACGACAUCCGAACCCAUUCACGAGAACUUGCCGACGGCAUCCUCUACACACCUUUUGACUAUUCCCCGGCGUUCGACAAAGCCUUGAAGAACAUAAUUGCCACGAUCCCCAAUCGGGCCCCAUUUGAACAAGACGAAGACAGAUUAUACUAUGUGGCAUUCUCCGGGUCCUUUGGAGAGACUACUUGCAAUCCCAGGACGCUGGGAAGCGCCUUGCUCAACAGGAUGGUGUGUCUGGAAGGAAUUGUCACCAAGUGCAGUCUUGUCAGGCCGAAAGUCGUCAAAAGUGUACACUGGAACGAGAAGACACAAAAGUUUCUGUACCGAGAAUACAGGGAUCAGACAAUGAGUGCAAACGCACCUGCGAGUCUCAGCGUCUACCCCCAAGAAGAUGGGGACGGGAAUCCGUUAAUCACCGAGUAUGGAUACUGCACAUAUCGAGACCAUCAGACCAUCAGCAUACAAGAAAUGCCUGAGCGGGCGCCUGCCGGUCAGCUACCUCGCGGCGUGGAUGUCAUCAUGGACGACGACAUGGUGGACCGUGUCAAGCCCGGCGACCGUAUCCAGCUGGUGGGGAUUUUCAGGUCUCUCGGUAACAGAAACGCUGGAUCAGGAUCAUCGAUUUUUCGCACGCUGAUUCUGGCCAACAACGUGGUGCUACUGUCAUCCAAAUCAGGAGGCGGGAUUGCUCAAGCCACAAUCACGGAUCAAGACGUCAGGAAUAUCAACAAGCUGUCCAAGAAGAGCAACGUCUUUGAGUUACUCUCACAGUCGCUUGCACCCAGUAUCUACGGGCAUGACUACAUCAAGAAAGCGAUUUUGCUCAUGUUGCUGGGCGGGAUGGAGAAGAACCUGCCGAAUGGCACUCACUUGAGAGGUGAUAUCAACGUGCUCAUGGUCGGCGACCCGUCAACAGCAAAGUCCCAGCUUCUGAGAUUUGUCCUCAAUACCGCGCCCUUGGCGAUUGCCACGACCGGGCGUGGCUCUUCUGGCGUCGGUCUCACUGCGGCAGUGACGUCCGACAAAGAAACCGGAGAGCGACGACUUGAAGCCGGUGCCAUGGUCCUGGCAGACCGAGGAGUCGUCUGUAUCGACGAGUUCGACAAGAUGAGCGACAUUGAUCGUGUAGCGAUCCACGAAGUCAUGGAGCAGCAGACCGUCACCAUCGCCAAGGCGGGGAUUCACACCUCGUUGAACGCCAGAUGCAGUGUGAUUGCCGCAGCCAAUCCCAUAUUUGGCCAAUACGACAGCAACAAAGACCCACACAAGAACAUUGCGCUACCGGACUCUCUGCUCUCUCGUUUCGACUUGCUUUUCAUUGUCACCGACGACAUUGACGACAAACGGGACAGAUCGAUCUCCGAACAUGUCCUCAACAUGCAUCGCUACCGCCAACCGGGCACGGAGGAGGGGGCUCCGAUCCGCGAACAACCGAAUCAGAUUCUUGGAAUCGGUCUCCAGGAAGAGCAAAGCUCGACUCAGUCGACAGAAGUGUACGAAAAGUACAAUGCCAUCCUGCACUCGGGCUUCUCCAUCGCGGGCAGAAACCGAAGGAAGCAAGUGCACCCAGUCAGCAUGCCGUUCAUCAAGAAGUACAUCCAGUACGCCAAGAGCAGAUGCAAGCCGGUCUUGACCCAGGAAGCCAGCGAGUACGUGGUGAGCGCCUACUCGAACCUGCGCAACGAACAGAUCAAGGCAAACGAACGACGAACCAGUCCCAUCACCGCACGCACGCUGGAGACGUUGAUCCGUCUGUCCACUGCCCAUGCCAAGGCGAGGCUGUCGGGCCGAGUGGAAGAGAGCGACGCCGUCGCAGCCGAAGAGAUUCUCAAGUUUGCCCUUUUCCGCGAAGUCGCUGUCAAGGAAGACGGGCGGAAGAAACGCCGCAAGACGCGCGAUGCCAACGACGGGAGCUCCUCCGACGACGACUCCUCCAGCGAGGGCAGUAGCAGCGAUGACGAUACCCCAUAUCGCGGCACGAGAUCUUCAGCUACCACUGGCAGUGGCAGGGGCUCCAAACCACAGACGAGAAGCCAGCGAUCCGCCCGUGCCAACGGGUCUACCAAUGGCAGAGGUCCGGCGCGGACGAACGGCCGUGCAGAUGCCCAGCAGGACAACUCGGACGAUUCGGACGCGCAUGACCCCCAGCCACAGACCGGCGCCGAGUCGCAAAUGUCUCGCAUGAGCAUCGCCAGCUCGCUACCGAGUUCGCAGCUCCCGUCGACCCAGACCGACUCGCAGUCGCAAGCGCAACGGGCCGCCACGCCCGAAGAAGAAGAAGAUGAUGCACCGACCAUCUCACAGCCACGUCUGGCUUCUUUCCGUGCCGUCCUCGGCUCGCUGGCGCAGACGUCGCUGUUCGAGAACGACAUGGCUACGGUGGCCGACGUCGCCGCCGCAGUCAAUCAUCGCAUGUCCGAGAGGGACGAGGCCGAGUUUUCCGACCUCGAAAUCACCGCCGCACUGAGGUCGAUGGCAGAGGCGAACAAGAUCAUGUUCUUGGAGGACACCGGUGAGGUCUACACGUUGUAG